AUGGCGACCGUGAACGAGAAGCAAGCGCUGCCGUCGCGGCCAGCUCCAGCAUCCGAGGAUCCAGAGAAGGCUCAGACGCCAUCGCUGACGGUUGACCCAUGGGAGCCGCGAGCAUGGUGGAAGAAGGUCCCCUUCUUGAGCACUCGAGUGCGUCCCAUCAUCUCCGCACUGGAUCCCGAACAUCCCAACGCAAAGAUGACCCCUGAAGCAACAGCCAACUGGUUCUCGAUCUGUUGGUUUGCCUGGAUCGACCCCAUCCUUACCGCUGGUUAUACACGUCCGAUGGAGAAGAACGAUCUCUACCUUCUCCCGCCUCACCGCUGCUCGGAACACCUCGGCGCUCAGUUGCUGACUGCACUCGACAAAAGGCAGAAGCAAAGACGGUCGGCAAUCAUCGAUGACCCAAAAAGGGCAGACAAGCCUGCCAAGAUCCCGCCUCUCAUGUGGGCGAUGAAUGACAUCGUCUUUCGCUAUUUUUGGAUCGGCGGCUUACUCAAGCUUCUCGCCGAUGUAGGCACUAUCACAAGUCCACUCCUGCUUCGAGCGCUCAUCAGAUUCGGUCGAGACUCGUUCGCGGUCAAAAACGACCGAGACCAAGCUCCUCACCUUGGAAAGGGUGUGGGUCUUGCUAUCGGAUUGUUCCUGGUUCAGGCCUUGUGUGUCUUCCUCAACGUCCACGCCUUCAACCGAGGCUUUGGCACGGGCAUCAUCCUACGUGGUGCACUCAUCCAGGCCAUCUUUCAGCGAGGUAUGAACUUGUCGACGCGAGCAAGAACCACAGGCGGUCUCGGUGUCAGCAAGCUCGUCACCCUCAUCAGUGCCGAUGCUACACGCAUCGACUACGCGGGUCAAUUCUUCCAUAUGGCUUGGACGAGCGCUGUGCAGAUCAUCAUUUGCAUAGCACUCCUCAUCUGGAGUCUCCAUUACAGUGCACUGCCUGGCAUUGCUGUGCUGGUGCUCAUGAGUCCAGUACAGACCAUCAUCACCAAGCGGCUCUUUGCGUUGCGCAAGAAGAGCAUGGUCUGGACCGACAAGCGCAACAAGGCUGUCAAUGAGGUUGUAGGAGGCAUCCGUGUCGUCAAGCAAUUUGCGUGGGAAAAGCCGUACUCGGAUCGCAUCGCCGAGCUGCGCAAGAAGGAGAUGGCGUUUCAUCGUGUUCGGCUCUAUCUGCGAUCUCUCAACCUCGCCCUUGCCUUUGCGACGCCCACCAUCGCCACUGUGCUCAGCUUCGUCACCUAUGCCCUUGUAGGAAACGAACUGGACGCUGCAAUCCUGUUCUCCUCGCUCUCGUUCUUCACUCUACUUCGCACUCCUCUGCAAUUUCUGCCAAUUGCAUGGAACGCCGUUGUUGAUGCUAAGAACGCGGCGGAUCGUAUCGAAAAGGUCUUUGAUGCUGAAAUGCAGCACGACCAGAUCGUUCGCGAUCCCACUGCCGAGAAUGCCAUCCAGCUGCAAGAUGCAAGCUUCACCUGGGAGACGACACCAUCCGCAGGCACAGAAGAGACGGUAGCCACGCUCGAUGCACUCAACUUGACUGUCCCUCGCGGAGCGCUGUGUGCCGUCGUCGGCGGUGUCGGUAGCGGCAAGAGCUCGCUUGUCUCCGCAUUGGCCGGCGAGAUGCGACAGACGCAAGGUAAAGUGACGCUCGCCUCUUCGACAGCAGUGUGUGCGCAGACCGCCUGGAUCCAGAGCACGACGAUCCGCAACAACAUCGUGUUCGGCAACGUCUUUGAUCCAGAACGCUACCGAUACGUUCUUGAAAAAUGCUGCCUUCUCCCGGAUCUGGCCACGCUCGCCGAGGGCGACCAGACCAUCGUGGGUGAGAAGGGUGUCUCGCUCUCUGGAGGGCAGAAGCAGCGUCUCAACAUUGCACGUGCGCUCUACCACAACAGCGACAUUGUGCUGCUGGACGAUUGCCUUUCUGCACUCGACGCGCGUGUGGGAGCCGACAUUUUCGCCAACGUAAUCGCAGGCCCUGCGAUGCAAGGAAAGACACGCCUGCUGGUCACGCAUUCUCUCAAUGUCCUGCGUUCUUGUGACUGGAUCGUUUACAUGGAAAAUGGUCGCAUUGUGGAGCAGGGUACCUACGACGAGCUUGUCGGAAGCAAAGGCCGUGUAGCCGAACUCGUUCUGACGCACACGAAAGAUCAGAGCGAGCAAGACAAAGGCGAAGUCGGUGAGACAUCCAAGGGCGACUUGGACGAAAAGGCAGAGUCGAUUCUUGGAUCGCAGACCGAAGACAACCUCGAUCGGCUUCGCAAGGGCAGCAGUGAUUCUGCAAGCAGCACUACAGAUACUGUUGAGGAUGAUCGCAAAGCGGACUUAUCCUCUGAUCAGUCGAAUAAAGUGGUGGAAAAGAAGGCGGAAAAGGAAGUCAAGAGCAAGGCGUUGAUGCAAGAUGAAGAGCGAUCUAGUGGGUCCGUCUCCCGGGUCACCUACCUGUCGUACCUCAACGCUGCGCCUCUCUCCAUCCUGUUGCCCCUAUUUGUGCUAGCCGUGCUAGUGUUUCAAGGCUCGACGAUCAUGUCUCCCGUGUGGCUAAUGUGGUGGCAAAGAGGCACGUUUGACCUGCAGCAAGGCGUCUAUAUGGGAGUGUACGGCAUCUUGGGCGUCACCCAGUCACUCGGACUGCUCAGUAUGGGAAUCAUCUUCUCGACUUUCACCAUCAAGUCGGCAACUACGCUGCACCACCGAGCCCUGCAACGCGUGCUGCACGCUCCAUUCUCGUUUUUCGACACGACACCACAGGGCCGCAUCACGCAUCGCUUCAGCAAGGACAUGGACACGCUCGACAACAUCAUCGGCGAAGCGAUGCGCACGCUCAUCGGCACUGUUGUCCAGGUGGUUGGCUCCAUCGUGUUAAUCGCCUACCUGACGCCUUACUUUUUGGUCCCAGUCGCUGUGAUUCUGGUGCUGUACUUUUGGAUCGCGGCUUACUACCGCUCGACGGCUCGCGAGCUGCGAAGAAUCGAUGCGGGUCUGCGUUCGAGCAUGCACGAGCACUUCAGCGAGUCGCUGCAUGGACUCGUUACGAUCCGAGCCUUUGGCCACGUCGAUGCCUUUAUUGCCGAAAACUGUCGUCGUAUCGACAAGCAGAACCGCGCAUACUGGCUGGCUCAGACGUGCCAGCGUUGGCUCUCGGUUCGCCUGGACUUUCUAGGCUCGCUGCUCAUCCUGUCGGUCGCAAUUUUGGUGGUGGCGAGUCGGUUCGACAUCAGUCCUGGAGCGUCGGGUGUGGCUCUUUCUUACAUCCUCACUGCACAGAGCAUUUUCGGAUGGAUGAUUCGACACGCGGCCGAAUUGGAGAACAAUAUGAGCGCCGUCGAGCGUGUGCUGCACUACUCAAACAACAUCGAGCAGGAGAAACCGUAUCAUGUUCCCCAAGUCGACGAGGCUUUGGCAGCACGAGACUGGCCGGAACGUGGAGAGAUUCGAUUCGACCAGGUCGAAGCUAGGUAUACCUCGUCUGGACACAACGUCCUCGACAAGCUGGAUCUGCACAUCAAGGCUGGGGAGAAGAUCGCCUUUUGCGGACGAACAGGGGCAGGCAAGAGCACCUUGGUCACCACUCUGCUACGCACGCUAGAGCUGAGUGGCGGCAGUAUCACCAUCGACGGCAUCAACAUUGCCACCAUGGGUCUUCAUCGUCUGCGUAGCUCCAUUUCGCUCAUUCCACAAGAUGCUGUGAUCUACAGCGGCACGCUGCGAUACAAUCUCGACCCACUUGGCGAACACGACGACGCUACGCUGCACGAUGCCCUCCAACGCACCAGCUUGACCGAUCUGUCGCUCGACAUGACCAUCACCGAGGAGGGCGGCAAUCUGUCUGCAGGCCAACGUUCGCUCAUCUCGCUUGCCCGAGCCAUGGUGCGAAAGACUCGCAUUGUGAUCCUAGACGAAGCAACGGCCAGUAUCGACCAGCAGACCGACGUCCAGAUCCAAGAGGUGCUCAAGACCGAGUUCGACGCGAUCACCACCCUCACGGUUGCGCAUCGGAUUCAGACCAUCUUGCACUCGGAUCGUGUCUGCGUGCUGGAUAAGGGCCACAUCGUCGAGAUUGGCCCGCCCGCCGAGCUCUGGGCGCGUGAGAAGGGACCAUUUAGAGCUCUCUGUGACAGCGCCAACAUUCGCUUCGAAGAUGGGCAGUGGCAUUGA
Messenger RNA from Sporisorium graminicola, 4155 nucleotides. RefSeq lists its product as uncharacterized. The coding region runs from base 1 to 4155 and encodes 1384 amino acids. Lineage: Eukaryota; Fungi; Basidiomycota; Ustilaginomycetes; Ustilaginales; Ustilaginaceae. Gene Ontology annotation, biological process: transmembrane transport. The record is from RefSeq and is a predicted model, not a curated record. Gene Ontology annotation, cellular component: membrane. The transcript has a single exon. Gene Ontology annotation, molecular function: ATP hydrolysis activity; ATP binding; ABC-type transporter activity.